This is a messenger RNA of Delphinapterus leucas (beluga whale), 951 nucleotides long. Its product is annotated as spermatid maturation protein 1. NCBI's taxonomy places the organism in Eukaryota, Metazoa, Chordata, Mammalia, Artiodactyla, Monodontidae. The record is from RefSeq and is a predicted model, not a curated record. Gene Ontology annotation, cellular component: cytoplasm. Gene Ontology annotation, biological process: flagellated sperm motility; sperm individualization.
CUCCCUGCUCAGACACCGUAAUUAUGCAGAUCCUCUUCCUGCACCUGCCUCUCCAACCCUGGAGAAGCCAGGCUCCCCACCAGCCUCUCACCUGUCCCCGAUCCACAGAAGCUUCUGAGUUAUGCUCACCUGGGAAGCAGACCCAGCCCCCGAAGCAGAGCGCCCCUGCAGUCGACCUUCGGUGCACCAUGGACCCUGUGAAAAUGACCGUGUUGCCCCCACCCACUCGCCACUGUCGCCAUCGAGACUCUUCAGCACGCUGCGCCCACCGCCACGUAGCCUGGGCUCCUGACACUGACAGCGAUGACGAGAAGACCCCACGUCAGCACACAACAAUCUGCUCCCACAACUGGGAUUGCCCCAAGGACUGGGAAGGCUUUCAGUCCACCCAGGGGUUCUGGACUCCCUGGGCCCAGGCUGCCGUGGAGCCACCUACCCAGACCAUCCGCUUCCAGCAAACUGCAGAGGGAAGGCCGCUCAAAAGAGAGAUGCAGUCAGAGCUGGGCCUAGAGGCCUCCGCGUACCCUGAACCCCCGCCCCACAGCCCUCAGGCCCUGAGCCACAAGAACGGUUCAGUGGUGCCCCAAGCAGAACAGGAGCAGUGCUCGCCAGCGCAGCCACCCAUGCUGGGCUCGGCCCACAUCCCAGACAUCCCCCGGCACCACUCCUCAGGGCACGUAGCCUGUAAUGCCAGAGACGUGAGGGGGUGGCUGCGGGAGCUGACCAGGGAGGUGGAGGCCCUGUCCCACUGUUACUCCCCGGUCUCUGGAUCCAGCACGGCUGAGGGGACGGGAAAGGCCUGGGUAUACCGUUCCCUGACAGAGAGGUGACUGGAAGAAGAAUAAAAAGAAGAGAGGAGGUGGUUUGUGGUGGUGUGGGGGGUGCCAGGGCCCACACAACACCCAGAAACCCGGUUGCUAAGGAAAUGAUCUCCCUGGCAACAGGGCCUAG